Messenger RNA from Mangifera indica (mango), 540 nucleotides. RefSeq lists its product as uncharacterized. The record is from RefSeq and is a predicted model, not a curated record. The coding region runs from base 1 to 540 and encodes 179 amino acids. Lineage: Eukaryota; Viridiplantae; Streptophyta; Magnoliopsida; Sapindales; Anacardiaceae. The transcript is spliced from 2 exons.
AUGGAUACUGACCAAAGCCUCCUCCUUUUCACCAGCCCCAACACCCCGGAAUAUGCUAACCUUCAUGUUGCAGCACAUAAAGACAUGAGAGUAUUUAUAGGUACUGAAUGGAUUCUCCUUCUCAUCGCCUCCUUCAUGUCCUUCUUCUCAACAGCCACAAUCUUUGCAUCAGCAACAACGAAAAAUGGCAAAAUAUUCUCCUUAAAGGACUUGUUUUUCACCCCAGCAAGUUCAUUGAAGAGACCAUUCCUUACUUUGCUUUACAUAACUCUCUUUGGUCAGCUUUCGAUGGUUACGUGGCUGUUGUGGACUUUAGCUCUUGUUGUUUUAGUGCUUGAAGAAGGCUAUGGAAUUGAGGCCCUUGAGAAGGCUGCAAAUAUUGUUAAAGGCAUGGAAAUGCAUGGAUUUCUCGUUAAUAUUGCAAUCACAAUUCUGUCUUUUAUUGUGCUAGAAGGGUUUAGAUUGAUGAAUUUCAAAGAUUUUGCAGGAGUUGAAGUGAUAAUUGGAUUGCUUAUAUUGAAUUCUCUCUGGGCUUGUUAA